UACUCCUCAGCAGGGACAGCACAGUGGGUUUGUGGACUAAAAUUAAGGGACCAAAGAGAGACUUCGGAGGUUUGCGGGAACAGUUCAGGAAUUCCAAAUGUGAAUGAGCCGAGGUGUCAUCUCUUUGAAAAUGGAAUGGAGCCCAUUUUAAGAAAACAGCUUCACAGAGACACAAAAACAGGAUAACUCUACAACUUCUGCUGAGACGAGGACACUUCUGUCAAGGUAGACUAUAAGAGACCAGGAUUUAAAAGGACAGAAAGGACCAAGUUUUACAAAAUGCCCUCAGAGACUCUCCAGCACCCACUGAGACAACCUGCAAGGACUGUUAUAGCUGCUACACCUCCACGCCUGCGCCCAAAGGGUCCUGUGGGUCCAGACUUCUACCGGCAGCUCCCAGCAGCAGCUGGGAGGCCGAAGCAGAGUGCUGUGGAGCGGCUGGAAGCAGACAAGGCCAAAUAUGUGAAAAGUCAGGUAGCUCUUUCCAAACAGCAGCCUGUGCGACCUCCGGAAGUCCGGAAACCUCUACUGAGCCCUCGCACGGCUCUGCAGCCCACUAGGAAGACCACAAUGCCGACAAAAGCGAAGCAGGAGGGAGUCCAGCUGGACUUGGCACAUCUGAGUAACCUCAUCAGUGGUGUGAACGACGGUGCAAAAGCAGAGGACAGUCCUGAUGGUACAGAAAGCUCUCCUCAAACAACUCCUGCAGGAGCGCCACAGAAAAAAGAGAGACCAUGUCCCCCUCCUCGUCCUGAUUGGUCCAGUCCAGCUAAAGUGAGACUAAAAGCUUCUGGUCCUACGAGAGUUGAGGCACCCUGUGCUCUUCCCCCCCCCCCUUCAGGGACGGUACGCAGAGUGGACGUCAUGCCUCAGGCUGGCCCUGUGAGGACGCCCUGCAGACCACCUCAGUUCAUCCGACAGCCUCUUCAGCCUCUACACUCCCAGUCUCCGCUCCGCCCGGCUAACUCACACCUUCGCCUCUUCCACCCCAGAACAACAACUCCUCUAAAACCUGUCGUCGCUCCGUCCAAACCUGAACACCUCGCCUCCACUCCCGAUGCAGCCCCUGCCCCUGCUUCACCCUUCCUUAACCUUCCUCUUAUCCCUCCUACUUCUCCUGGCAUCACACGCCUGUCCUCCUCCAGCUCCCGUAAACGCCCCUCUCUGACCCGCUCCAAAUCAGACAUGAGCGACCGCUUCUCCCGAGCUGGCACAGAGCUGGAGCGCUUUUUUAACCUGUGUGGUCUUGACCCCGCAGACCUGCAGGAGUGGACUGGGUCGAGCUCUGACAUCGUGUCUCUCGCACGUUUCCGCAGCGUGAGCGCUCCGGGGUCUGAAGUCGCUGGCUCUGGAAGAGAGGAUAACAACGACGACGAGGAGGAAGAGGAGGAUGGGAAUGCUGCUGCUCGCAUUCCUUACGGUGUUUCUGUUAUUGAGAGAAAUGCCAGAGUGAUUAAGUGGCUGUAUGGACUCCGACAUGCAAAGGACAACCUAAACAAGAGCACAGAUUUAUAGGAUGCAAGGUGGUUAGAUAGUCUGAGAUAAGCUUGAAACAAAAGUGAAAGUUCUGUACGUCAAAAUUUCAUAUGGACUGAUGUGAGUGCGCAACUAGGCUGGAAGUAAGUGAGGUUAUGAUGACAUCACUACCACUCAUGCAAUCUAAUGAUGCUUUUCCUCUGUGUGGUACCAGCUCAACUUUUCCUGACUUUUUAUUUUUCCUUAUGGAUCAUACCUGCUAGGAUUUAGGUUUCAGCUCUGGCUAGGUUCCAAGUGAGCUGAGCUGGUGCUAAAAUAUGUCAGGACACUGCUGACCACAUGGUGGCCAGAGGUUAGGAGUCAUUAGGAGUUUCCCUUGUGGGAUGUCUGACAUGGGUGACAAAAGCCACAGACUGAGAACCAGGUUCACUAUUUUCCCAGUGUCCUCUACUGCAGUGGUUCUUAACUGGUCGGGCAUCAGGACCCACCACCACCUCCAAAAGAGAAAUGGCGACCCAGCAUUUUUCCCAACCACUCAGAUUUAUAUAAUGAAAAAUGUUGCAGUUAGAACCUUAAAUGGAACAAAAUAUAUUUACAAAGCACGUUAUUACUGAAGGACACGCAUCUGAUUUCACUCUAUUUUCCUGAGACAGUAUGGAAAUGUGGUUAUUUCUCAAGGAAUUGCCUCAUUAUGGGGAAAACCUGCUUUGUUAUAAAAGGAAAGGAAAGCGAAAUAAGUGGAAACCUUGAGACAGAUAGUGAAAUUAAUCAACAUUACAGUAAAAUCUAAAAGUUACAUGCAUGAACUUAACUUAUGUCCACUUAGGACGUAGCCUUUAACAUUUUUAUCUUUUUGUGACCCACAGGAAAGAACUCCCUGACCAUUUUUUGUGUCCUGACCCACCUGUUGAGAACCACUGCAUUGUUGUUUUGUUGGAUAUCACAGUGGUUUUCCAUAGCCACACUAUGAAAAUCCAGAUUACUAAGAGUGAGCAGGGCCAAGACGAGACGCUACUGUAUAUGGAGAUCCAUCAUACUAAAACAAUGCAACACUUCUUUCUAAGUAAUACUUUUACAAACGUUCUAUGUCUUUCCUCUUAGUUGACAUGGCUAGAAAGGUGAUAGUUCUGCUUUUUAUUUUUUAUUUUUCUACUGAAGCCAUGGUGGGGGCGGCCCUGUACUAUAGGAUGUUAUAUUGAUUCCAAGUAUUUGGCCGUCUCCAUCGCUAUACAUCAGAGGAGGAAACACCUUUCAAUGUAAAGCACUCUAGAGGGCACAGAUGACCCAGUGGUUGUGACGUGCACAUGUCUUGUCCCUGUUUCUGACUCUAUCCUCAUCUCUAAAAUAAGAGCAUUAAAAGCCCCCAAAAAUCUCUAAGACACUCUAGGACACUACCAACACCCACGACAAUGUACAGUUGAAUAUAAAGUGAACUUAUCACCUUUCUGACUGUGUCAGCAAAGACUGAACAUCAUUUAUAGUAGAGCUGUUGUAUUGGAUUGCAUUAGAUUGAACAGGAUGUCAUGUAAUGUUCUGGCUGAUCAGUGUAGUAGAGGCAGUUUGUCUGUCAGGCAUCUUCCUUUUGCUUUCCUUUUUGUUGAUUUUGAUUUAAUAUUUUUAGUUUUUGUUUUUUAAAGCUGAAAGUUUGAGUAAAUUUGUGUUAAUGAAAGAUUGAAAGGUCAAUUUUUACUUUGAGAGAAGUCUUUACUUUUUUUGUUAAUGACUUUUUUUCUGGACUUUUUCUCUCGUAAUGGGAUGGAUGCUAAAGCGUCAUCUCUGGUCAUGAUCACUGUCUGAGCCUUUAAAAGGACACUAUUAAAGUUUGAAUUAUGCAACAAUCUUCUUCACUACUUUAAUAAACCCACAG
This is a messenger RNA of Cheilinus undulatus (humphead wrasse), 3343 nucleotides long. RefSeq names its product family with sequence similarity 110 member A (gene fam110a). Lineage: Eukaryota; Metazoa; Chordata; Actinopteri; Labriformes; Labridae. The transcript has 2 exons. The record is from RefSeq and is a predicted model, not a curated record. Bases 280 to 1515 code for a protein of 411 amino acids.